AAAAAGCUUCAUGAACUGACGUUUCAUUUUUUUUUCUGCGUGUUCUUCGUGCGUUUUUGUGUUCAAUCAGCAAUAAUUUACAAAAAUCUAGUCUUUUUCUCAAUUCACUGUGAUUUUACGGCAAAACAAUGCAAAGUAGAUGAUCCAAAGAUUAAUUCAACAUUGCAAUCUCACCAAAUAAUCAUCACACAGCCCCCAUAGCCUACUUGGACAAGUUUUUACACAAAGAUUCCUCCCGGACGCCAUUAGAAAAAAAAACAGAAAACGCACUCUUUGAAUAAAGAUGAUUAACAUGAGCAUACAAGAAGGCAUUUCGGAUUUAAUAAUAACUGAGGAAGAGGCUGGAUACGAUGUACCUGAAUUUGAAAUACUACCGGAUGCCAUAAGGGGUCCUGAAGUUCCAUAUUUGAAACAUCUCAAGGCUGAAUUGGAGGAAACACGGAAGAUCCUAAGUCGUGAAUCAGGGAGCUUAGAACGUCACACGGAGAAAGCUGUAAAUCAUCCGGAUUUUGAGAAGACAAAACAAACGGAGAAGGAAAUCAAGCGUUAUCUCAACAUGUAUGAAAAUGAGUUGGCUUACCGUGGUAGCACAAAGCCAAUGAAGACAUCCCCCGAGGUAGAAGUUGAAGACAUGACGAUGAAUAAGAAUCUCCCUAUUUUCCUUGGGAGACAAUAUUUUAAAUUCCAACCAUCAUCAGAUUCGGAUGAAUCUAGUAGCAUUAAGACAUCCACGACCAGCGAUGAAAUCACAACAGAGCAGCCACGACAGGAUUUAUAUUGCAACUUCAGCACGGGACAGUUCAAUUACUCCUUCCCAUUUCAAUAUUAGCUAAAAAGAAAGGAAAUUGUACAAAAUUCCACCGAUUAUGGCCUUUUUUUUUAAAUAUAGUGAAUUAUAAAAAGAAA
Messenger RNA from Lutzomyia longipalpis, 906 nucleotides. RefSeq lists its product as uncharacterized. The transcript is spliced from 2 exons. Lineage: Eukaryota; Metazoa; Arthropoda; Insecta; Diptera; Psychodidae. The record is from RefSeq and is a predicted model, not a curated record. The coding region runs from base 284 to 829 and encodes 181 amino acids.